This is a messenger RNA of Contarinia nasturtii (swede midge), 2917 nucleotides long. Its product is annotated as 4F2 cell-surface antigen heavy chain-like. The transcript is spliced from 3 exons. Lineage: Eukaryota; Metazoa; Arthropoda; Insecta; Diptera; Cecidomyiidae. Gene Ontology annotation, biological process: amino acid transport; carbohydrate metabolic process. Bases 743 to 2638 code for a protein of 631 amino acids. The record is from RefSeq and is a predicted model, not a curated record.
AAGCAUGAGCCACAUUCAUAUAUUUUCGUAUGUGGCCUCGAUGUAAUGUUCAAAAGUCCUAUUCAAACAUUCACGUCGACAUGUUUCAGCUGUUUCAUUCACAUCAAAUCAACUCCUCAAUUUACACGAAAAUACUCACAUUUUAAUUUCAUACAACGAGAAUAAGGGAACUGUUUGGUGUUCAUGAUAAGUAAUUUGUUUAAUAAACACCGCAUAUUGUUUUGUCGACAUUCAAUUAAGAAGGAGAGUUCUUGUGCUACAGUGUUUGUUCAAUUGACGACUUCAAUUUCGAUUUGAUAUUAUAAAUACGUCAUUCAAUUUAAUGCGGACGUGUUUUGGCGACACAAUAUUGAUAUUAUCUUUUCAAAUAUCGACCAGUGUGGGAUUCAUACCAUAUGUGAAUAUGUGAAUGCAAUACACAUUAAACGAAACGAAUCAAAAUCAAUUAGUGGAAAUUUUGUUGAAAUAAAUGUUCAAGCGAUUAAUAAAAAAACGGCAUACACUGUGUAUGUGUGUAUGAAAGUAUUCAGACUGACUAAAUGUAGUGCUAAUGUCUGUCGUAUGCCUGCGACUGACGACAGUUUAAAAAUAGACUUCAUUGCAGCCAUACCGUUUUUCAUGGUGCAGUUAUCGAUAUUCUUUCCUCUGUUCGAUGUCAAAAAUCAAAAAUAAAAAAGAAAACUCUCUGAACAACUAAACUAAGUGUAACUAAAAACAAAACAAAAAAAUACAUUGUGAAACUAUGAACAAUUUAGAAAUACCAACGAACAAAACACCAUUAUUGGGUGUGGAUUCAUCACAGUCGUUGAAUACAUCACCAUCGUGUUCGACAUUUUUACCCGAAGAAGAUGCAUCCACUUGCCCUCUAUUACCGAACACACCGUCACCGCCGCCGCAAAUGAACUUCAACGAUCCACUUACGCCAAAUAUUCUUAAUGAAAAUUGCUCACAACCCGGAACCGAUGAUUUUGUCAACGAUAAUCCAAGAGCAGCCGACAGGGCAGCCGAAGAAGACACAAGUUCAUGUUCCGGCAGCUCUGGAUGCAUUGAUGGGCAAGUCGUUGCUGGUACUACGACCGUUUUUAAUCCAAACGUUUAUCAACAUUUUGGCAAAAAUGACGAAGUUAUUCCAGAAAGUGAGACACAAUUACAUGCCCAUUUAAAUUUACCGGACAGCAAAGACGUGCCAUCAUUUGUUUAUUGGAACUGGAAACUCAUUCGAAAAUGUUCGUUUUUCUUUUUUGUUGCCGGUGUCGUUGCGAUUGCGGCCACCGUUGUUUCAAUGAUUUAUUUAUUGCCAAAAACAUGCAAUCCAAAAACCGUUUGGUACGAAGGAAGUGUUUUUUAUGAGAUUCAUCCGACUCGGUUCCCUGAUUCAAAUGUUGAUGGUUUUGGUGAUUUACGCGGUCUGGCUGAUCGUGUUGAUUACUUAACAAAACUCGGCGUUGUUGGUGUUCGUUUGAAUUCAAUUUUUCCAAUGAAAAAUUCACCAAAUCAUUUUCAAAACAUAACCUCGCUAUUUGAAAUCGAUGAUGUACUUGGCAAUCAUACCGACAUGAUAAAUUUGAUUCGAAUAUUUCACAAGAAUAAUCUUUCGCUUGUUCUUGAUUUGCCAAUUUAUCCGUUUAUGACAAAGCUUGAUCCCGUCACAACCACAAUUGAAGAGAGCACAAAACAUCCGAUGAUCAUCGAACAAGGUGCAUUGCGUGUUUCAAGAGCACCGCUUGAAACAAACAAGCUUAUUUGUGCGCUUAAAAUGUGGAUAGAAUGUGGUGUCGAUGGUUUUUACAUAAAGGGCUUGGAAAACAUGUAUGAGGAUCCAUUGCUUUUGCCAAACAUUCGUGCAUGGAAAGCGGUCAUUGGUGACAAUCGAAUUUUAAUGGUAAACAAUCAAUUACUUGAGAAUGUGAAACAACCACUAGCUGAAGAAAUUGUACGACAUGUCGAUUUGGUUGAUAUUUUCAUCGAUGUUACGAAUAGUACGCAGCAAAUUGCAAAACAAAUCAAUCAACAUUUGAAUGGAGUUUUAAAACCAGGUAAUGAUGCGGCUUUCAUUCAAUGGUCGAUUGGCGGUGUUUCAGAGCAUGAAACACAAAAAUCAUACGAACUAACAACAAACGGAACUUUGGCUGCUACACUCAUGUCCUUAAUGUUACCUGGUACUCCGAACGUUUAUCAUGGCGAUGGAAACAAUGAAGGAAAAUCUCAGCAACAGUUCAGCAAAGCAAUAGAUUCACAACAAUGGCAUUCGUCACCCCAAACUAAUACUGAAAACGGUUUAAACAAUUCAAGUCGAAUUAAUCCUGACGAUCUUGACACAAUUACCAGAAUGAUUACUCUGCGCGACAUUUCACCAUCCAUUCACUUAAAUAAAUAUAAGAAGAAAGAUAAAUACGAAUCAAAUACAUCGGCAAUGUAUCAUGAAAAUGGGAAUAUAUUAAUUUUAGUGAGGUGGUAUCCACGACGAAACACAUUUGCAUCAAUAUCUAAUUUUGGCAUUACAAAUAUUACCAUGGAUCUAACAAAUUUCUUUUACAGCGGUCAAAUAAUGAUCGGUGGUGAAGCACACGAAAAAAUCUAUUUCGAUCGAUUCGAAAUUGGGCCCAGCAAAACGAUUGUUAUUAAAAUUGAUAAGUAAUUCGGUGUGAUAGCGAUUUAAAUAAUAAAAUAACGGUAUAGUUUGCGAAUAAUACGGUUCAAGCUAGAUUGAACAAUGCCAAGAGAGAAUAAUGUUUCGUAGUUUUUAACACAUCAUUCACAGAAUUUAUUUGCAUAUUUUACAAAUGGUAAAAAAUUUGAUAUUUUAGUCGAUUUAUUUCAAUAUGACUAAGAUGUUACCGUUACACUAAAUGUAGACAUUUCUAAAAUAAAAUUUAUUUAGCAUUGAAUGCCAAAUUAAUUAUGAUGUGAAUUUUAA